CUUCAGACGUCAAAAUAAAAAAAAUUGAGUGAAAACGGAGAAAAGUUCGAGUUUUAACACAUAAAGAUAUCGGUAGCGAAAAAUUUUGUGCAAAAAUCUAAUAUAUUACUCAUCACUCAAUGAUAUAUGUGAUAAACUUGCUAGAAGUCACCUAGCAUUAAAACAACAUAGGAUUAGCUAUUGCGUUAUCGACAGAGAGCAAACUCAGCGAAAUUACGUGCUUCUUUCUUCGUAACACAUUUCUCGUUCCGAAUUUUUAGGGCAAGCGAAAGUGCGACGUCUGUUUCAUCUGAAUCAAACCCGAAGAAUCUCGGGAUUGUGGCGUUGGGUUUGCUGUUGGAGUGUAGAUAGCACCUGUGGGUACUAAUAAUAGUGAGGCGGAAUUAGAAGCUUCAUCACCUCCGAAGUGAUGGCAAAGGAUAACAACAACAUAAACAUUGCGGAUGAGCUGACUAGUGGCAACGGAACAAGUGGUUCUCCUGCCAGUUCAUUGAAGCACAACAGUAGGCUAAGUAACGACCUCCAGCACAUGGAUGCGAAUGGUGUCGGGACGAACGGUGUUCCUGGAGCCAGCACUGAUGCUGGCAGCGAUUUGCAUCACUCGGCGCUAGGUUCUUCUCGACAGAAUGCUAGUAACACUGCUGCUGGGUCGGUUGAUUCCGAUUCUGUUACAGCUGUUCCAGAUUUGCCACGUCGUGAGGAGAACCCAUUUUCAUUCAAACACUUCCUAAAACGAGACUCAUCGCUGGGAACGGGAUCGGCUUCGUGUAGUUCUACAUCCGCCAGUGUAUCCAACAAUGCAAACAUUAACCACAGUCGAAGCACCUCCAACAUCAACGGCAACAAUUGCGGUGGCAGCUCUGGAAGCUGCACCAACACUAGCCAUUUCCUCAACAACAACAACAACAAUAACAACAACAACAGUAGCAAUAGCAGCAACAACAACGUGGUGACGAGCAGCGCUUCGCCAUCAAAAUCGGCCACAACCAGCUCCUUACACAACUCUAGCAUGACCGGAGCGAAACCUAAAAUCCCUCAGUUCCAAUCUGUAAAUACUCUGAGCAGCGAGUCCAAAAUGAAGCGCUCUCCACGCUUUCCGUCCUUUGAUUCGCAAUCCAGUUUGUCGGAUCUAGCCGAUGAUAAAUUUAUGGCAAAUAUUUACCAUAGUCGUAGCAAUAAUUCGUUUAAUUUGGACUAUCCGCCGUCUGGCAGUGGUUCCAUUCCCGGUGGGUCACAGUACGUGCAAAGAUCCUACUCCAACUAUGAUAUGGAGAGUCCGGGAUCAGCAGACUCACCCCGGCUGCUUGGCUCGCAGAAUCUACACAAUUCUCCGAAUCUUGCAAGGAGAAGUCGAGAAAACCUAUCGUCUGCUCAUCGUAUGGGUAAUUCAGAAUACCCAGCAGCUCUACCGGAUUUUGUCCAGGAUCAUUUGGUUUUGGAACAAUGGUACACCACCAUUACAUCUCCUAAAAGCGUUUCUCCCGUAUCGGUGGAGUUCGAUCAACUGCCUGAUUUUGCAGUUAAUAAUCUUGAACCGGAAUCUGGUGGUCGAGGUCAUGGACCCAUCAUCAACGAUAUUCCAUUUGAUUUGACCUACAAUUCCGCCUCGAUGGCAGGAUCGUCGAGUGGUGGGUUAGGUUCGGCUAAUCGUAACCGCACUCCACUUCGCAACACCUCACCAAAUGUUCCUCUGGAUUUGCCGCCACAGAACUUUGAAUUCUCAUUCGAUCUUCCUCGGAGACGAACCACUCCUCCCCAAGCAGUCCCAGAGCUUCCACCAGAUCUCACUGAAAACAACGCAACGGCGGCAGCUCGAUCGGGUUUCUUUUUCUCCGACGUUGAUCGUCAUCACUCGCCACCGCCGACCGGAUCGGCAGCGGAUAAAAUUCAUCGUUUACCAGACUUCCUAUCCGAUGGACCAAUUCACUCGUCAGGCCGACUGGCGGACGUUACCCAUGACACACCUCAUUUCAACUCACCGGAUGCUGAUACCAACUUGCUGCACCAGCAGAGGCUCCAGAUCGAACGACAAGAGAACGAACGGUUGCGACGCGAACUCGAUGACAACAGGCGGGUGAUAGCCGAACAGACGCGUCACCUCAAGGAGCUGCAAAAAUCACUGGACAUGGCAAAAAGCAGCACCACGCAUGCUGUUCACCACACUGUUGAGGGAAUCGAGGAGAACCUAGAUAAGAGCUAUCUCAGAGCAGCCACUGCCGAAUCUCAGGUCUUAAAACUGAGACAGAAAAUUAAAAGGAUGCAUGUGGAAAUCGAAACACUCAGGCAGGAAAACGAAGCACUUAAAGAGGAGGGUGCUGUUGGUGGGGCUAGUGUAAGCGAGGGGGCAUGUGGCGGGCCAUCCGUGGGAGCGUCUAGCAGCCGUCCUUUCGGGGCGAGGCAUAACCACCAUCGCUCGAUGUCACGUGCUCAGGAGCUUUCCCGAGAGUUGCGGCAGGCAGCUGCCACAGCGGAAAACAACUUACGGCAACUUCUAACCGGUGUGGAUAAUUUACGAUUGAUGGCCAGCACGAUAGAGAACAUCGAACCUAUCGAUGUGGCUAAUCCGGACGAUUUCCUGUCAGAUAGCGACAAUGAUUUGUUAGGCCCGGCGCUAUAAGCUAUGGCAGAAAAGUUUAGGAUUGGGUGCAAAAUCUAAAACUAAAUUUGCUCCCACUGUGUUUUGUUUGAGAAUUUGGGAAAUCAUCGUCAAGCGUGUGUACUUUUGUUCCGUUUUACCAUUACGUGUAUAAAAAAAACAGCACAAUUGCCUAACGAAAUUAUAAUGUUUUAUCCUGUGA
Messenger RNA from Toxorhynchites rutilus septentrionalis, 2798 nucleotides. RefSeq names its product myosin-G heavy chain. The transcript has 5 exons. Gene Ontology annotation, biological process: regulation of cytokinesis; positive regulation of cilium assembly; positive regulation of protein localization to cilium. The record is from RefSeq and is a predicted model, not a curated record. Gene Ontology annotation, cellular component: ciliary basal body; recycling endosome; midbody. Lineage: Eukaryota; Metazoa; Arthropoda; Insecta; Diptera; Culicidae. The coding region runs from base 410 to 2617 and encodes 735 amino acids.